This is a messenger RNA of Aspergillus puulaauensis, 915 nucleotides long. RefSeq names its product SMP-30/gluconolactonase/LRE family protein. The coding region runs from base 1 to 915 and encodes 304 amino acids. Lineage: Eukaryota; Fungi; Ascomycota; Eurotiomycetes; Eurotiales; Aspergillaceae. Gene Ontology annotation, molecular function: gluconolactonase activity; calcium ion binding. Gene Ontology annotation, biological process: L-ascorbic acid biosynthetic process. The transcript has 3 exons. The record is from RefSeq and is a predicted model, not a curated record.
AUGGCUGAGCGAGUCCGCGCGUUCAUUGCACCUCACACCCAAUUAGCAGAAUCGCCUGUCUAUCGCGAGGCAGACAACACCCUGCACUACGUUGAUGUUUUGGGGCAAAGGAUCACUAUUCUCAACCUCAGUGACUUGCAUCGGUGCACAAUUGACUGUCCAGAGCCGGUCACAUUUCUCGCAUUCCAUAAGGACGGGGGCUACAUUGUCUGCUCGUUCUCGUCUAUUGUGCGAGUGUCGGACGACGGUACAUGGAGAAUUAUGAUGCGGGUUGUUGAGGACACGACAAUAGAGCGUCUUAACGACGGUGGCAUUGACUCUCAGGGAAGACUAUGGGUAGGCAGUAUUGAUAGGGUUGGAGAAACCAUACCAAAGCUAUCCGGUGAAACAACCAACCAUCAGGGCAAAGGAUCUAUCUAUCGAUAUGAGCUGGAUGGCACGCUAUCCAUCCCCCAAGACGGCGGAGUGAUUGCCGGAAACGGGCUGUGCUGGUCGCCCGACAACAGGACGAUGUAUCACGUAGACUCCUACCGCAAUUGCAUUUGGGCGUACGCAUUUGACGCCGCGGCGGGUACAAUAAGAAACAGAACGAUUGUGGUGCAGCGGAGAGUGGACGAAGGCGAAGCAGACGGCCUGCUGGUUGACCGUAGUGGCAAUCUAUAUACCUUCAUCUGGGAGGGUGGAUGUGUGCUGAGAUACAGCGGCACUACUGGCGAGAUUCUUCAGAAGUGGGAUCUAAAUGCGACGAGAGUCACUCAUGGCGCAUGGAUCGGACCAGAGUACACCAAUCUACUCGUUACUACGGCCAAGAGCGACGACGAGCUCCCAGCCUGGGAGGGAGAAGAGGGUGGCGGUCUAUUUUGUAUCACGGGCUGUAAAAGCGCUGGGCUGCGCAAAAAGUUGUUUGGAGUGUAG